Drosophila elegans is the source of this 2438-nucleotide messenger RNA. RefSeq lists its product as uncharacterized. The transcript is spliced from 8 exons. The coding region runs from base 428 to 1879 and encodes 483 amino acids. The record is from RefSeq and is a predicted model, not a curated record. Lineage: Eukaryota; Metazoa; Arthropoda; Insecta; Diptera; Drosophilidae.
GCCGACGGUUGCAAACAUAACGUUCGUCAAUUUUAAGAUUUCAAGCAGAAAAGCGGAUUUCUUUUCACGCGCGAUCUUCUUUUUUUUUGCGUGUAUUUGUUGUGUGUGUUUGGCGUGCGGCUAACUUUGUUGUUGUUGUUCCAGUGUUGUUGUUGUUAUUGUUGGUAACAACGUGCGGCGCGCGCGCUUAAGUUAACAAAAAAAAAAAAAAAAAGAAUACUAAUCUAAUCCCAGAACUUCAACAAUUGAAUUGUUCUGUGUGUAAUGGUUGAUUAUGACUAAUUAACUGAGUGUUGCACCUGAAACAAGAAUAUUGACGAGGGAAGGAAACUGAGGAAAAUUGAAGCCGCAGUGAGGAAAUCAAAGUAGGAACCGACCACAACUCGUUUGGGAGCAGUCGUCACAAGAUCACAGAACGGGACACAUCAUGACUUUCUACUGGUGGUCACACUGGUUCUGGAUAACCCUGAUCCUGAGUGUUAACUUGCUGUCCAGCCAUGUCCACACAUAUCCCAGCCAGGAGGCGGAAUCGGUGGCUUCCAGUCCGCAUCCGCAGCCCGUUCGCACCACCAAGCUCUACCAGACGACGGUGACCCAGACGUGGGGUGGCCCCGCCACCCAAAGCAACAUCAUGGACCUGACCCACCGACCCACCACCAGCCGUCCGGUGGUGACCCCAAGUUAUGGUGACCCCGAACUGAAAGAGCUGGAUGUCCAUGAUGAUGAUGUCGACCAGGCGGUGGAGCCGCAGGAGGAGCAAGAUGAGCUGCCGCUCAACGAUCGCGGUCAAGAGCAGGAAGAGAAUCCGGAUCAGGAACAGGAUCAAGAUGAUGCAGAUCCAGAUCUAGAUGCAGAUGCAGAUGCAGAUGCGGAUGCGGAUGCGGAUACCGAGGAAACUGCGGCUAACGAGGAGCUGGCUCAGUUCGAGUUCAAGCGAUCGGCGGACUUCACCUCCGAGCAGCUCAACAACUUUACGAAUUUCAGCAGUAGCACUAGUACAAAUGGCAGCAGCAACAGCAGUAGCACUACCACAAAACCCGUUGCAAUCAGCAGCAGUAGUCCGGCCACAAGAACAACGUCCACCACCACCAGAGCGGUGGCCUCAACGCCGACCACUGCGAAACCACCAGGGCCCAGAGCCAGUGCAUCCACAUCGACGUCCAUGCCAUCGGGUUCGGCGGCUACUCCAUCGACGCCCAAGAUCAACACUGAGUGGUUGUCCGAUGAGCUCCUGCCGCAUGCUGGUGCGGGGUCAGGGGUCACGGGCAAUGGUAAUGGGAAUGGCGAGGGCGAGGGCGAAAAGGCACCGUUCACCCUGGAAAAUGCCAACAAGGAGGACGAACUUAGGCGGGCCGAAAGCGAGCAUAGAUCCCGCAAGUCCAAGGUCCUGUCCGCGGAAUACAAGCACAUCAAUCGCUACAUCAACUUCUCCAGCGACACCAAGAGUCUGCUGACCAGGUCCGCCUCCGCGGCGCCCAGCGUGUCGGGGGGCGGGGCCGCAUCCGGAUCAGGGUUCUAUGACGGAGCCGUUGGCGACGAGGGCAACAUCUCAUCAGAGGCCCUGGCCAUUCAGCGAACGUAUUUCCUAGAUGCGGGUGCCAUUUCGGCGAUUUGCUUCACUGUCUUCGGCGUCUGCUGCACAGUGGGCACCAUCGGCAUCGUCCUGUACCGUCGACGGUAUCUGAACAAGCCGCAGGCUCUCAGUGAACCAGACUCGAGUGUCUACAUCGAUGACAGCACCAUGCGGUUUUCUCGCUUGAUUUUGCAGGACAACUCGGAUGAGAUGUACAGCCUGGAUAACGACUCGUUUCUCAAUUCGCUGGAGGCGAUGACAAUACAAAACUAUUGGACGGAUACGGUCAAACAUACAAAGCUUUAAUUUCCGGUUGGAAGUCCCCCAGUUCUCAACUCAUUUUCAUUCGUUUGUAGUUUCAUUUGAAUUUCAAUUUCUAUUCCGAAUUUGGAUUCGUUCUUCUGUGGAAUUCCUGAUUUAAAACCAGACAUCAUAAUCAUUAAGUAGCGUAGCGUUUAAGCGUGUGUAUGUAUUUACUAAUGUUAGGCAACCAAAACGAGCAACUAGUUUAAGCCCAAACUACCAAAAUUAUGUUUAGUGUACGUGUAGAUCCUAAGUGCGCAAUGUUUUUGUUGGUCUUGGCUGUUAACUCAAGCCUCCUUAACCACUUCUCUCUUUUAAUAAAACCCAUUCGUACUCGUAUCUGUUAGUUAAUUAUUAAACCUUAUUUAUAUUGUUAACUAUUUUAUCGACCUCCCCGCCCCCUAAGCCUAAUUUUAAUCACACCUAUUUAUUAAGUUUCCAACUUUGUGUCCAACAAUUAAACGCAAUCAUUCCUUCCAGUUUAGCCUAUAGAGCAACUUUACACUGUAAUUACUGUAUUAAAAGCAAAGCAAGCAAACAACAAUUAAAAGAAAACAUCACA